Molecule: messenger RNA, 1242 nt
Organism: Rotaria socialis
Lineage: Eukaryota; Metazoa; Rotifera; Eurotatoria; Philodinida; Philodinidae
Source: the annotation of a GenBank genome assembly
AUGGAUUCGAAUCGAUUAGUGCUGCGGCCGACACACAAUCGACUUCCACUUAAAGAUGUUUCAUCACAAAAAUUCUCAUCUAUAGAAAUAACAAAUAAAACCAAAUUUAUAUCUACUACGAUUGUACAACAAGAAAAUGAAGUUCCAACUGCGACAAGACCUAUUCUCACCGCUGCACGAGCAAUAAAACAAUAUUCAAAAGAGAAUGAAAAUGAUAUGGUCAUUUCCCCUAUGUUUAAAACAGACUUUUUUAUUGAACAAAAACCAUGUCGUUCUGAGAUUAAUAAAACACGCGAACAACUUGAACAAGAUUUAUUCGAAUUGCCUGACUAUCGUCAAUCAAUUUUUGAACAUUUAAAAUCAGUAGAACAUAUUUAUGCACCUAAAGCAAAUUUUAUGGAAUAUCAAUCAGAUAUUAAUCCUGCUAUGCGUACAAUUUUGAUCGAUUGGCUCAUUGAAGUGACUGAUGAGUAUAAACUGAAUGAUGAAACACUUUUUCUCUGUGUUCAAUAUGUGGAUCGAUUUUUAUCAACAGUGAACGUAACUCGAUCGAAGUUACAAUUACUUGGUACUACAUCUAUGUAUGUAGCAUCGAAAUAUGAAGAAAUGUAUCCACCUGCAUUAGAAGAAUUUUCAUUUAUUACGGAUAAUACAUAUGAAACAAAACAUAUCCUUCGAAUGGAACAGAUUAUCAUGAAAAUGCUGAACUUCUCUAUAUCUGGGCCAACGUGUUAUACAUUUCUACAACAUUAUUUUAUCGAUCUUAGAUCUUCCAUGCCCAUUGAUAACAAUGAUGAUGACUAUAAAAGUGUAACAAUGUUAUCGAAUUACUUAUGUACAUUAACAUUGCUGCACGAUCGACCAUUUUCGUCCUAUCGUUCGUCUAUGAUAGCUGCUUGCUGUCUUUUAUAUGCAAUUCAAUUGCUUAAACAACAUCUUAAUAUUGAUAUUGUAUGGUCACGUCAUCAUGUUAAACUAUCAACAUAUACACAAUAUGAUUUAAGACAAUGUACUAUAGCUUUAGCUGAAGUGUAUACAAAAACGUAUCAACAAGAUAGAGUAACAUCAAGUUUACUUCGACGUUUUUCAAAUACGAAAAAAUACAAUGAAUCAUAUCAAAAACGAGUGUGUGAAAUACUUCAUCAAUCAAAAUUAGAAGAAAUUGACGAAGAUGAUAACCUAUUGGAUUUAACACUCGACGAAUUCGAAGGAAGUAAUAUCAGCUUGGAUCUUCAUGGGUAA